Molecule: messenger RNA, 495 nt
Organism: Gordionus sp. m RMFG-2023
Lineage: Eukaryota; Metazoa; Nematomorpha; Gordioida; Chordodea; Parachordodidae
Exons: 4
Coding region: 58-495 (145 amino acids)
Source: RefSeq, a predicted model, not a curated record
UAGGAAUUUUUUUUAAUAAUAAGCGAAAUUAUGAAAAUAAAUUAAAUAUAAUAUAAAAUGGAAAAAUUCAGUGCUAAUUUAAAUAUGAGUCCUAGUACAAGUGAUAUCCAAAAUUCUGAUUCAUUAGAUAAAAACAAGGCUCCUAAAUUGAAAUGUAAUAAAACUUUUUUUCCUAAGCCACCAAUCUCUCUCCAAAAAAGAAUGCUAGACGAUGAUGACGAUAUCGCAUAUGCUAAAUAUGGCGCUUCCCAUGGCACUCACGGCAAUCCUCCUCUUAUUUUUGAAGCUCCCAAAAUGGAACUUUUUCUUAAAGCCAAAAAAUUUUACCAUAUGGUAGCACCUAUUUUUAAAAUUUGUGACUUAGAACAUGAAGAAAAUCAAGAAAUAUUUACAUCCUAUUACAUAUAUUAUACGCAAUUAUUCGAAAUUUUCGAUAAAAAUACAAAAUACACCGUUAUAAUUUUUCCUGUUACCAUUAGAUAUGAUUUAAAUUGA